Nicotiana tabacum (common tobacco) is the source of this 1360-nucleotide messenger RNA. The record is from RefSeq and is a predicted model, not a curated record. Lineage: Eukaryota; Viridiplantae; Streptophyta; Magnoliopsida; Solanales; Solanaceae.
ACACAAGAGAGAGAGAGAGAGAGAGAGAGAGAGAGAGAGAGCUCAGAUGAUUUGAUUCGUUUUUGGAAUAUCGCCAGUGAAUUAUUUUAACGCCGGAGAAUUCGCCGGCGGUCACAUUUUUGUUUCAAGUGAUCGGAGGCGAAAAUUUUCUAUUUUAUUUUUUGGCGGUAAAUAAAAUAAUUAUAGGAUGGUGAAUUUUUUGGUGGAACGAGCGACGAGCGAUAUGCUUAUUGGGCCUGAUUGGGCCAUGAAUGUCGAGAUCUGCGAUAUAUGCAAUCGCGAUCCCGGGCAAGCCAAAGAUGUUGUGAAAGGAAUAAAAAAGCGUCUUCGCAGUAAGAAACCAAAAGUCCAGCUACUCGCCCUGACACUAUUGGAAGCAAUUGUGAAGAAUUGUGGGGACAUUGUGCAUAUGCAUGUUGCCGAGAAAGGUCUUCUUCACCAGAUGGUGAAAAUUGUAAAGAAGAAGCCCGACUUUUACGUCAGGGAAAAGAUAUUAACUUUGGUAGACACUUGGCAAGAAGCUUUUGGAGGACCAAGGGCGAGAUAUCCACAAUAUUAUGGAUCCUACCAGGAGUUGUUGCGCAUUGGAGCAGUAUUCCCUCAGAGAUCUGAGAGAUCAGCACCUGUGUUCACGCCUACUCAAACACAUCCACUUUCAUCUGAUCCACAGAAUCUUCAGAAGCCUGAAUCUAGACAGGAUACAGCAGAGUCUUCAGCAGAUGCUGAAUAUCCCACCUUGAGGUGACUGUUUUUCUGUUAAUAUAAAGAAGGAUGCUAAACUAUGACCAUUUUUGUUUACUGAGGAAUUUCCAACAUUCUUUCUGUUUCUUUAAUUCUGUUGCCCAGUUCUCAGCAAAUGUAGCUAGUUUAGUUGGUGGGACAAUAUGAGAAUGGAGGAUCACUGUAGGAAAAUGCUCCCAUUAUCCUUGCAUUGACUUGAUAGAUUAGUCAUUUAUAGUGCAUGGCUUGACACUUUCUCAUGGACAAGCUCAACUUGAGAAAUCUGAAUUUAUUACUCACUAGCGUCUGGACAGUUAGAGCUUACGAGAGGUUUAGGACUACACUAAUUUCUUCAGUUAGUGCUAGUACCAUCUUAUCCCUCAAAAGGUGCUAAGAGGCAAAAAGCUUCUGAGUUCGAUUUCUAGUAAAUCAUUGGUCUUCCAAGCAUGCAAUGUCUGUUGAAUGUAAACCUGCAUUACCAGCUCUUGAUCCGAGUACUUUGAAGCUAUAUGAAAAUCUUUAAGAAGCAGAAAGUGGUAGAAAUGACUCCGACAGGUUUGGAUGAUAUUGGAUGAUUUAAUACAAUACAAGAGGUCCUUAUUUACAGCUAUACUAUACAAGGACAUACUACUCCUCUACC